AUGGAUCUCUAUAAAAAACUCGAACAAUAUAGAGCAUCCAUCUAAAUGGAUGGCAAUAUGUCUGAUGUCUCCUGAUAUCAUCAGGGAGUUGGCUUUACUAUUAAUUCUGAUGAGCCAAACUUUGAAAUAGCAAAGCUAAAUUAUCUGGUGUAUUACCAUUUCAAGGGCUAGUUUCAUCAACAUUUAUUGGUGAAACUAACUUCAGGAGACAUCAGGCAUAUAAUAAUCCACUUAUGUAAAUGCGUUAUACAUAUUUGAAGGAGAAAUGUAUCAAGCAGCCAUGUACGACCUUCAAAACAAAGCAUCCCUCAGCAUGAUCGAAAAACAAAAAUUAAAAAAAGCAUACAGCCAAGGCUGGUGGCUUGGAAAUUUAAUUCAAUGUUCAAUCUUAAUAGGCUCAAUGAUGCUUAUGGAUAAAAAAUUAGCAAAAUUUACCAGAGAAAAAAAAGCAGCAUUUUAUAUUGUAGGAAUUGGGAUGUAUUAUUUCGCCUUCAUACUGACAAAAUCAUUCGGAUGGCAUCAUAGCUUUUCACAAGUUGAACCAAUAGUUAGACAAUAUGUCGAAGAGGCAACUCCAGAGGAGAUAGCAAAACUCCAAGGAGAAAUACCAAAAUCAAUUAAAACUUUGAUUUCAAAGAAAAAUGAUAGCAAAGAGAGUCAAAAAGAAUAA
This is a messenger RNA of Blepharisma stoltei, 670 nucleotides long. NCBI's taxonomy places the organism in Eukaryota, Ciliophora, Heterotrichea, Heterotrichida, Blepharismidae. The record is from the annotation of a GenBank genome assembly.